Messenger RNA from Archocentrus centrarchus (flier cichlid), 837 nucleotides. Its product is annotated as interferon-induced transmembrane protein 5. The record is from RefSeq and is a predicted model, not a curated record. Lineage: Eukaryota; Metazoa; Chordata; Actinopteri; Cichliformes; Cichlidae. The transcript has 2 exons. Bases 122 to 550 code for a protein of 142 amino acids. Gene Ontology annotation, cellular component: plasma membrane.
AAGCCUCUCACAUUGGGGGGGGCAUUACUCUCAAGCCAGGGACCAAGCAUCUGGAAGGCUAACUAGUUCACAAAGUUGUUGAUCCAUUUACAACCAGGAAUCUCCUCUCUGAACGCUAACAAUGGACAACCAUUCAUACAACUUCCCAUCCGACUGCACGCCUCUCACCAACUGCAAAUCUGCCCGUAAGCCUGCUGGAUCCACCGUAGUGAACAUGGGGAACAUUGGCAAGAAUCCUCCGCGGGACUAUCUAAUCUGGUCGCUGUGCAACACCUUGUAUGUUAACUUCUGCUGCCUGGGUUUCAUGGCGCUCAUCUACUCCAUCAAGGCCAGGGACCAGAAGACUCAGGGCAACCUGCAGCUGGCUCAGGAGUGUUCGGACAAGGCCAAGUGGUACAACAUCCUGGCAGCCGGCUGGAAUCUACUCAUUCCACUCCUGGCCGUCGUCCUGCUCGUCCUCCUGCUCGUCCACCUGGGCUCGUCUCAGGGCUCUUUCGACUUCCUUGGAGAAGACGGAUUCCAAAACUUUAUAAAACUGUUCAGCUGGUAGAUGAAGGCAAGAGAUAAGAGCGAUAUAUGAAAAACGAUCUCAAAUUCGACUUAUUCACAAUAACUGCCAGAAGCAGGCAUUUGAUUUUAUUCAGACAAGGAAGGCUGAUGUAAGAAUUUUACGCUCCAUUUCUAAAUGGGAGACUAGACAUGUUCUGGGCUUUCUAAAUCCCUGCUCAGCUCAAUUAGUCAAGGGAAAAUAUGGCAUGUUUGUGCAUUACAAGAAUGUCAUCUUAACUAAGCACACACCAACAUAUGAAAAUGUGACAUAUAUAUAUAUAUAUAUAU